Messenger RNA from Abrus precatorius (Indian licorice), 2704 nucleotides. RefSeq names its product auxin transporter-like protein 4. Bases 788 to 2251 code for a protein of 487 amino acids. The record is from RefSeq and is a predicted model, not a curated record. Gene Ontology annotation, cellular component: plasma membrane. The transcript is spliced from 9 exons. Lineage: Eukaryota; Viridiplantae; Streptophyta; Magnoliopsida; Fabales; Fabaceae.
GUCUUAGUCCCAUUGAUCUCCAAAUUCUGUGUCAUCACCACCAAGAAUCGAAUCAGAAUUUGGAACAAUCAGUGAAUUGUGUUUUCAUCCUUCUCAUCUCUUAACUUUCCCCGUUGAGUUUAGAAAGAGAAAAAAAAAGACAGCCACAAAAAGCAACACGAGCAUUAUUACACAGUACUCACUUGGUUGCUUCACACUUUCACGGUCUUUACUUUUCUUUUGGCUAUAUAUUAUAAAAACAAAAGCACCCCGUUCCCUUUUUAUGUAUAUAUAUCUGGUUGAAUAGUAACGAAAAGGGUCUUUUAUAGUUCAUUCUCAGAGUCUCUGAACCAAAAACAAAAACCACCAACUUUCUGUUCUUUCCCUGCUGCUUUUGCAGUCUCUGGGGCGUUUUGGCUGUGCAUUUUUUUUGUGUCAAUUGGUGGCGGCUUUAAAGAUGUGCUAUUAUUGUGCUGAGUUUUGAAGCUCCACAGGGUAUGGUCAGAUUCUGAAGCUCGAAAUUUCCUUGCAUUUAAAGUUUCCUGUGUCACCCUCAAUGAACGAGGAAUUUAUAGUCAUCACUACCCAUCGUUGCAGUGUAAUAAACUCAACCGGGAACAAAUAAAAAAGUGGGAAAAAUAGAAAAAUAAAACAAAGGUACAAACUACAAAGAGUAAAGACAUUCAUAACAAAUCCUUGGAAGGAGGAUCUUUCAUCUGAGUUUUCUCCCUUGAAGCUUUAGAAGAAAGAGACAUCUCAACCAAGAUCCACCAGAAUUUAGAGACUGCUUUUGUGGAUAACCGAGACAAUGGUGUCUCAGAAGCAAGCAGAGGAAGCAAUAGUGACUAACUUGAACGAGAACGAAACAGAACAUGAAGGUGGCAACACCAGGGAAGAAGAGAGUGUGCAAGACCAGUCCAUGUUCAGCCUCAAGAGCCUCCUAUGGCAUGGUGGUUCUGUUUGGGAUGCAUGGUUUAGCUGUGCUUCAAAUCAAGUAGCUCAAGUACUCUUGACACUGCCGUACUCCUUCUCUCAACUUGGCAUGCUAUCAGGCAUCUUGCUUCAAGUGUUCUAUGGGCUUAUGGGAAGCUGGACUGCUUAUCUAAUCAGUGUUCUAUACGUGGAGUACCGCACCAGAAAGGAAAAGGAAAACGUCAGCUUCAAAAACCAUGUCAUUCAGUGGUUCGAAGUCCUUGAUGGGUUACUUGGUCCAUAUUGGAAAGCAGCGGGGCUAGCCUUCAACUGUACUUUCCUCCUCUUUGGAUCUGUAAUACAGCUUAUAGCAUGUGCAAGUAACAUCUAUUACAUAAAUGACAAAUUGGAUAAACGAACUUGGACUUAUAUUUUUGGAGCUUGCUGUGCUACCACUGUGUUCAUACCUUCCUUCCACAAUUACCGUAUGUGGUCAUUUUUGGGUCUUGGAAUGACCACUUACACGGCUUGGUACUUAGCUAUAGCAGCUAUCGUUCAUGGCCAGGCAGAAAAUGUGAUACACUCGGGUCCAUCAAAGCUAGUGCUAUACUUCACUGGAGCCACUAACAUACUCUACACGUUUGGAGGACAUGCUGUGACCGUAGAGAUUAUGCACGCCAUGUGGAAGCCCCAAAAGUUCAAGUACAUUUACUUGCUGGCCACUUUGUACGUUUUCACACUAACGAUUCCUUCCGCCGUCGCCGUUUAUUGGGCUUUCGGAGAUCAACUUCUUGACCAUUCCAACGCCUUCUCUCUCCUCCCCAGGUCUGGCUUCCGUGACGCCGCCGUCAUCCUCAUGCUCAUUCACCAGUUCAUCACAUUUGGGUUCGCGUGUACUCCAUUGUACUUUGUGUGGGAGAAGGUAAUUGGAAUGCAUGACACGAAGAGUAUUUGUUUGAGGGCACUUGCAAGGUUGCCAGUGGUGAUACCUAUUUGGUUCUUGGCUAUAAUCUUCCCUUUCUUUGGGCCCAUAAAUUCAGCUGUUGGGGCUCUACUCGUUAGCUUCACUGUCUACAUCAUCCCUUCCUUAGCUCAUAUGCUAACUUACAGAAAGGCCUCUGCGAGACAGAAUGCUGCAGAGAAGCCUCCUUUCUUCAUGCCAAGCUGGACUGCAAUGUAUGUCUUAAAUGCAUUCAUUGUGGGGUGGGUUUUGGUUGUUGGAUUUGGGCUUGGCGGAUGGGCCAGCGUGACCAACUUUGUAAAGCAAAUUGACACAUUUGGGCUUUUUGCCAAGUGCUACCAGUGCCCGCGACCGCCGCCACGGGUGGCGGCGGCACCAGCUCCUCAUGUCCAUCAUUAGAGGCAAGCAGAGUCAUUCACCUCAACAUAAUAGAGUUCAGCUACAUUCACAUUUCCCUCAAUACUUUGUAUUAUAACAUGGGGGAGAUUGGUGAAUAUACUUCCCCCUUCAUUUCAUGUGUGUUGGCUGGGUUUUGCAUAUUUUUGCCCCUUUUCUUUGUUAUAUAAUAUUUUUUCCCCUUCUUGUAAUAUUAGUUUAUUUAAAAUAGUGUGUCAAAUGUUAAGAUUCCUUUGCUAUGAAAUGCAUAGGCUAAUUAAAUUAAAUACGUAUGUUUUGGUAGCUUUCUUUUUUUAUACCUUUCUUUCCAUUAGGUUGGGGAAUCCUGUAAGAUUUUGUCCAUUUUCUUUCUGCGCUCAUGGAUUGCAUUCUCAUUAUUAGAUUGCAUGUUUACAGAACAUGCCUUAAAAAUAAUAAUAAAUUUCAAUAUUUGCUGUCUUAAAGGCAACGUGGGUU